UCAUCAGACGUUUAAUAGCAUCCUGAACUUGCGCAAACUAUCUUGCGCUGUACUGCAUUUAUUUAAUUUUUUCUCUUAAGUAAAAAGCGGGGCUGUGCUGCGCCGGUAAAGUGUUUGCGGAUUUCUCUGUGGAGACGCCGCUUCAUGCUUCGUGCACCUGUGGACGCCUCCAAACGGACCUGCGAGGACGCCUUUUGUGAUUAUUUCCCCCACACACACACACAAACACACACGCGGGCCGGUUUAUUUUUAGGGUCUUUCCAGCGGCGUAAAGCGUCUGUCGGAUGCAUGGCUGGAUUUCAAGCAGUCUGAAAGGUCUGGUCAGAUUCAGCACCACAUCAGCUUUGAACAGCUCCCGAACGGCGCGUGUGGAUGGGCUCUGUCGGUCUCCGUGCCUCCUGCAGCUCCUAACUACCGGCAACAAUGGCAUCACACGGAUUCUGGUCUCUUGGCGGAGAUAAUGCGGGGGCCAAUACCGGGAGUCAGAGCCCCAGUACGCCCAGGGCAUGGUGCCAAGCAGCGGCCCAGAAAUUAUCAGGAGGAAUUGGAUCGAAAUUAUAUGCACUGCUAAAUGUCGGGGAAGUGGAGAAACCCGCCGAUCCGGCCGCGAAGCAGCCGCCGCAGACAGCUGCAGGAACCUGCGGCUGCAACAAAUCCUGCAACUGCACCAAAGCUGCUGUGGUCUUCUCCGACCUCUAUUCAACAGACCUGUUACCGGCCACAGACGGUGACACCAAAACGAUGACCUUCCUACAGGAAGUUGUGGAUAUUUUACUGGCCUACAUAGUGGAGUCUUUCGACCGGGAUACGAAAGUUAUUGAUUUCCAUUAUCCAAACGAGCUGCUUCAGAUGAACAACUGGGAGCUGCAGGACGAACCGGCGACUCUAGACGAUAUCUUGAUCAGCUGUCGCGCUACUUUGAAAUACGCCAUCAAAACAGCCCACCCCAGGUACUUCAAUCAGCUCUCUACGGGACUAGACAUGGUCGGACUGGCUGCCGAUUGGUUAACAUCUACCGCCAACACCAAUAUGUUCACCUAUGAGGUGGCUCCUGUCUUUGUGCUGCUGGAGUACGUCACUCUGAAGAAGAUGAGGGAGAUCAUUGGCUGGCCGGAUGGGCGAGGAGAUGGCAUUUUUUCUCCUGGUGGUGCUAUUUCUAAUAUGUACGCCAUGCUGCUGGCCCGCUUCAAGAUGUUCCCUGAGGUGAAAGAGAAAGGAAUGUCAUCUGUUCCCAGACUGGUGGCCUUUACUUCCGAACAUAGCCAUUUUUCAAUCAAAAAAGGUGCAGCAGCUCUGGGCAUUGGGACUGAAAGUGUGAUCUGCAUCAAAGCAGAUGAAAGUGGUAAAUUGAUCCCAGCUGACCUUGAGAGGAGAAUACUGGAGGCGAAACAGAAGGGUUUUGUCCCUUUCUUCGUAAGCGCAACUGCUGGGACAACAGUGUAUGGAGCCUUUGACCCCCUCAUCGCCAUUUCUGACAUUUGCAAAAAGUACAACGUCUGGAUGCAUGUGGAUGGAGCGUGGGGAGGAAGUCUGCUCAUGUCCAGGAGACACAGAUGGAAGCUGGACGGAGUUGAGAGGGCCAAUUCAGUAACAUGGAAUCCACACAAAAUGAUGUCCGUCCCUCUGCAGUGUUCUGCCCUGCUGGUCAGAGAGGAGGGUCUGAUGCAGAACUGCAACCAGAUGCACGCCUGCUACCUGUUCCAGCAGGACAAACACUACGAUCUCUCUUAUGACACCGGAGACAAGGCGCUGCAGUGUGGACGCCAUGUGGACAUCUUCAAGCUGUGGCUCAUGUGGAGAGCUAAGGGCACCAUCGGGUUCGAGGCUCAGAUUGACAAGUGUCUGGAGCUGUCCGAGUACCUCUACAACAAGAUUAAAGACAGAGAAGGAUACGAGAUGGUCUUUGAUGGCAAACCUCAGCACACGAACGUCUGCUUCUGGUACCUCCCCCCUGGGAUCCGCUACAUGGAGGACAAAGAGGAGAGAAAGAAACACCUGCACAAGGUGGCUCCAGUAAUAAAAGCCAGAAUGAUGGAGUAUGGGACAACCAUGGUGAGCUACCAGCCUCAAGGGGACAAGGUCAACUUCUUCCGCAUGGUGAUCUCAAAUCCUGCUGCUACCUUCGAGGACAUCGACUUUCUUAUUGAGGAGAUUGAACGACUUGGCCAGGAUCUAUAAGACUCAUCUCUCCAAAUCCUCUUGUACCCUUGACGGAUGAAUUGUUUGUCGUGAAUGUACCGGUAAACUUUUUCUUUUCUCUCUCUCUCUUUCCUCCAAAGUCUCACAUUUAAGAGUAUAUUUGAGAAAAAGAUCUGCAGAUAUAUCCAUAUAUUAUGUAUUGUAGCUUUGCCGUGGGCUGACUUGGUCCAAAGCUAUGUAAAAGUGCUUCUGUCUGCUUCUCCUGUAGUGUAGUAGAUCCCAGAGUAGUGUAAGUGAUGUAACGUCAUAUGUAAUUUUUGUGACAUGAAAUGCUUGUGAAAUAAGUCGAUGAGAAAGAGUUUAUUUUUCGAUCAUUUCUCAUUUGCCGAGUUCGUUGUUAAGUGCCAGACGUGGUUGUGUUCUAUUGUACCUUUGAAGCAUUUUAAACUUGUCGUUUAAAACAAAAAUAGCACUUCACCUUACCUCAGCGUGAUCAACUGCCUUUACAUCUGCACAUCGUACUCAAAGCAGGACAGAAAUCUUUCUCUUACCUGGUGUUGUUAAGCAGUGCCAGCAUAUGUUAAAGACAUAACCCAGUCAGAACAGAAUGCAUGAUGGAAACAUAAACUGAAAGCAGUUCCAAGCAUUUAUAAUCAAACCAGUUCACCACCCAUCACCUCUGCCUUUGACAGUUCAACCUGCAGCUUAUUAUUGCUGCUCUGCUUAAUGAUUAUUAAGACUUUUUUACUCUCUUUCUAAUGUGUUUAAGGUGAUAAAGGCUUGCUAAACCUACUGUUGAGUUGCUACAUGAACACAUCGAAAUGGGAACCAUUUCCAUCCUUGCUGUAUAUUUAGCUUUGCUCCAUGUGUUAGAAUGAAGAUCAGCACCUGAGCUAUAAUCCUUAAGUUUCCAGUGUAUUGAACCGCAUUGAAUAGCUUUCAAAUUUUCUGCAGUAGUCAUCAAACAUAUUUGUAUGCUGUCACUGUUGCUAUGUGUGGUAGUAGUACCAGUUGUUUUUCAAAGCAUUUCACCCGACAACCUUAUUUUUUCAUUGCUUAUCUGCCAGAGCAACUGCUGAAAGCAAAUCUGCUGCCUCCAGGAGCCAUUAUAUGCAUGUAUUCAUUUCCUUGCAUUUAUUAGGACACCUAGUUUGUGGCUGAGUAGUAUGUUUUUUCUUGGAAAGGUUGCCAACUGAGCAAAUGACCAGACAUGUCCAAGGAUCUAAGAUGUGCUUUAUGUAGUCCGUAUUGGGAACAUUAGUCAAAAUGACACCAUAUCUUCCAGUAAUCUAAUGUAAAUUACUUCAAAUUCUCUUAGCACCACGGUUCUUCUUUUCCCUACAUCCUUGCGAAUUCUCCUUCACCUCUUUCCUUGACAUCCUGACAUUUUUAAUCAAGACAAACAAGGGCAAAGGAGGUCAUUUUUUGACUAUUUGCUCACAACCUUGGAUAUGAUGUUCCACGAUGCCUCCCAAAUUGUUCAGAUGAAAGUUCAGUUCUCGGUGGAUGUAUACCCCAGAUAAGUACAGUAGGAUUACACAUGUAAGAACCCUUCUCCAUCUGAGAGAACAAGUUCCUGCUGGCCUGCCUGCCUCACUAAUGCGCCUAUUUGAGACUUGAAAAGGAGAAGACAUGCAAAGAAGCAUGUUGAAAUCAAGUUAUUGCCUUGUUUCUUUUGCACAACAGUAUAUGGGAAGAAAGACCAGCUUAGCACUUAGGCAAAGUGAUGCCAAGGUGUCCCAAAGGGCAUCAUAGCCCUGGGUUCACUCCAUGCCAACUGCCAUUUAUAUACAGGGAAUUUGCAGCACUAAAGAUUCAAUAUAAAUUGAUUCAAAGAUGUUAUCUAACUUUGUGGAUAUGUCUUGUACAGAGAGUCUAUGUCAAUGUUUUGUAAAAGUUUCUAUUUUAUUUAAAAUUUUACAAACUAAUUACUUAUUAGUGCUUGUUGCAGUGGACUUAUUAGAACUUGGAGGUUACAGGGUACAUGGUACAUUACCUGGGUGGCAGAUUAAGUCAUAACCUCUUUUUUUGCCCCAUCACAUUAAUUCCAUUACCAUCUCUGGGCACUACUCCGGAAGCUGUGCAGCACAGACUUGCUGCUAGCCUGACAAAUAAACCAGGAUGGAAAUCUUAAGGAUUAUAAUUUUAAAUCUGUAAGGAGAGAUUUAUUUAUUUUUAAGAGCCAUGCCUUUGAAUGAGCACUUAUCCAAAGGUUGUCAAUCUUUAGAGACUAGAAAGGGGACAAUAAUGGGGUACUGUUUGGCUAUAGGAUAUUCACCAGAUUUGCAGCUACUGUAUACCUGACAUUACUUGCACUAAAUCAUUGUGGGGAGGAGCAGCAUCCCUUAGCAUUGCAACAGAGAUUUCGUCUUUCUGCAUUCACAAGCAAUA
Archocentrus centrarchus (flier cichlid) is the source of this 4530-nucleotide messenger RNA. It is a transcript of the gene gad2, whose product is annotated as glutamate decarboxylase 2. The record is from RefSeq and is a predicted model, not a curated record. Gene Ontology annotation, cellular component: cytoplasm. The transcript has 16 exons. NCBI's taxonomy places the organism in Eukaryota, Metazoa, Chordata, Actinopteri, Cichliformes, Cichlidae. Bases 424 to 2178 code for a protein of 584 amino acids. Gene Ontology annotation, molecular function: glutamate decarboxylase activity; pyridoxal phosphate binding. Gene Ontology annotation, biological process: GABA biosynthetic process; GABA shunt.